AUGAAUACUGUUGUCAGUGAGGUCUACACCAAUUUUGUUUUUUAUCCUUCUUUACAGUGGACGCUGAUAUGUGACAAGGACUGGAUAGCCUCUACAAUCACUACUAUUCAGAUGGGCGGCUUACUGAUCAGUUGUGUGGUAUCUGGACAUGUGGCAGACAAUAUCGGCAGGAAGCCGACAGCGUUUUUGUCUUUGAUCGCACUCGCGGUACUGAAUCUUGUUGCGGGAUUCUCAACGUCAUGGCAAAUGUUUGCAGUUCUUCGAUUCCUGCUCGGAUUCGGUAUCGGUGCCAACCUGACAGUAUUCUAUAAUUACGUGAUCGAGUUUCUUCCUACAAAACGAAGACCCCUGAUCGUUGCCUUUCCAUCAUGGGCACUCUGGGCAUGUGUGUUUGGGUUUAUGUCGAUGUGGCUACAUGACUGGAAGUACCUCCAUUUCUCGAUACCUAUGCUGGUACUGCCCUGUCUCUGUAUGUGGUGGUUCCUGCCAGAGAGUUUCCGUUAUCUUGUCACUCACAAACGACUAGAUGAGGCCAAGGAAGUCAUCUACAAAAUAGCACGAAUUAACGGCAAACCGGAACCUGAUAUGAGUAAGAUGAGUUACCUUGUUGAGGAAGACCUGAAAGUCGACUCUGAACGGAAGUACAGUAUACGAGAUGUAGCGAUGUCUCCACAUUUACGGAAGAUUACGUGCUUACAGGGCAUUGCAUGGAUGUCUUGUGGAUAUGGCUUUUACGCAAUUUCCUUUGGAGUCCAGAGUUUAUCUGGAAGUUUGUACCUCAAUAUGUUUCUGUUGAGCGUAGUUGACAUUCCAGGUCAGGUUUCAUCCUAUUUCCUUGCCAACAGAUUUGGUCGAAAAUGGACGACAUUGGUUUUUCUGUUGGUAGCAGGCUUAACUGGAUUCGUUGUGGCAGCUUUACAAAUAUCUGGUAAUGCUUCGAUAUAUGUACAUUUGGUCGGGACCGAAAGUUUGAUGUUUUAUUAAAACUAUUUAAAGUCAAACAACGCAUCUAGAUAUAAGGCAAUAUAAACCAAAUCUUCUACUGACAUAAUA
Messenger RNA from Pecten maximus, 1053 nucleotides. Its product is annotated as solute carrier family 22 member 4-like. Gene Ontology annotation, molecular function: transmembrane transporter activity. The coding region runs from base 1 to 984 and encodes 327 amino acids. Gene Ontology annotation, biological process: transmembrane transport. Lineage: Eukaryota; Metazoa; Mollusca; Bivalvia; Pectinida; Pectinidae. Gene Ontology annotation, cellular component: membrane. The record is from RefSeq and is a predicted model, not a curated record. The transcript is spliced from 5 exons.